This is a messenger RNA of Spizellomyces punctatus DAOM BR117, 1011 nucleotides long. RefSeq lists its product as uncharacterized. The transcript has 6 exons. Gene Ontology annotation, cellular component: membrane. The record is from RefSeq and is a predicted model, not a curated record. Bases 66 to 929 code for a protein of 287 amino acids. Gene Ontology annotation, molecular function: lipase activity. Lineage: Eukaryota; Fungi; Chytridiomycota; Chytridiomycetes; Spizellomycetales; Spizellomycetaceae.
UCUUUCCCCCAUCCUGACCCCCAAUCAUCUCUGACCUGACCUACAUCUCUUCUUUCCAAUCAGCUAUGGCGAAUAUAACGGAGGAAUGGGUCAAAGCUUCCGACGGGGUUGAGAUCUACCAUAGAGUGUGGGAGCCUACUCGACCGAAGCCACUUGCAACCGUGGUAUUCGUUCACGGUGUUGGUGAACAUAUUUGCCGAUACGACCACGUCUUCAAACCCUUUGCUGAAGCCGGUAUCAAGGUCCGCUCGUUCGACCAGAGAGGCUUUGGGAAAACUGGAAGAAAGUCUGGAAUCCUCGGACAUAACGAAGGUUAUGACAGGGUUUUGAAAGACGUGGAUGAGGUUGCGGCAAAGGUCCGUGUCGCCGGCGUACCCCACUUCGUAUUUGGUCAUUCCAUGGGUGGUGGGAUUGCUCUUCGCUACGCUAUAGAUCAUCAGAAUGACGACAUUAGUGGCCUCAUUGCUUCUGCCCCGCUAGUGGGGCUUGGUGCAAAGACUGCAGUAUCGACACCCGAAUACUAUGCGAUUCGUGCCAUGUCAUACUUUUUUGGCACGGUGACAAUUUCAAAUCCUGUCGAUCCUGCCAAUCUUACUCGUGAUCCGACCGUGAACAAGGCAUAUGUUGAAGAUCCUUUGGUCCACCCUUAUACAAGCCUUUCCACCGCCCGAGACAUAGUCUUAAAUGGAGAAGCCUUGGCGGGCAGUUUGGCCGCACAGCUGACCCUUCCAUUGCUCAUUACAUUUGGCACUGGCGAUCACAUCUGCUCAUAUGACGCUGCAAAGGCUUUUUGCGAUGCCGCCGCAAGCAAAGAUAAGACAUUCAAGUCAUACACUGAUUUGUGUCACGAGCUGCACAACGAACCGGAGAAGGAUGAAAUUAUCAAGUUUUACAUCGACUGGAUUUUGGAGAGAGCCAAGAAGGCGUAAUGUCGUAGUCUUAGAAACUAUCACUAAUCAUUUUGUUGCCUAUACCAACUGCUUUAAUAUAUGGAUAAUAACAGUGCUGACA